AUGUCAGCACACGCCAGCCUGCUCCUUCUCAUCACCGUGUGUGUGUCCAUGCAGGAAGGUUCUGGACAUCCACUGUCAGAGAGGCCUAAGUCCAGUGAUCUGGCUCCACCUCACAGAGUGCGGACCAAACGCUGUGCCUGCAACAACCAGCUGGACUCUGAAUGCCACUACUUUUGCCAUCUCGACAUCAUCUGGGUCAACACACCAAGUAAGACCACUGUUUACGGCUUGGGCAGCCCUCUGUCACGUCGCCGUAGGUCCGCCGGUCGCUGUGUGUGUGCAGACUCUGACGACCACACCUGCAUCAGCUUCUGUCUGGACAGCUCAGAUAACUCUUCACCCCAGAGUGCCAUUAAGAGCUCCCGUGCCAACCUGUUGACUUUCCUUAGAUCUAUGGUCAGAGCCUCUGAGAGAACCAGGGGAUGGGCCUUCCCACCCAGGAAGGAAGCAGCCAGGGCCCCUGGGCUUGAUGAGCGCUAA
Molecule: messenger RNA, 480 nt
Organism: Salvelinus namaycush (lake trout)
Lineage: Eukaryota; Metazoa; Chordata; Actinopteri; Salmoniformes; Salmonidae
Product: endothelin-2-like
Exons: 5
Coding region: 1-480 (159 amino acids)
Biological process (GO): regulation of vasoconstriction; vein smooth muscle contraction; regulation of systemic arterial blood pressure by endothelin
Cellular component (GO): extracellular region
Molecular function (GO): endothelin B receptor binding; hormone activity
Source: RefSeq, a predicted model, not a curated record